This is a messenger RNA of Manihot esculenta (cassava), 696 nucleotides long. RefSeq lists its product as uncharacterized. NCBI's taxonomy places the organism in Eukaryota, Viridiplantae, Streptophyta, Magnoliopsida, Malpighiales, Euphorbiaceae. Bases 1 to 696 code for a protein of 231 amino acids. The record is from RefSeq and is a predicted model, not a curated record. The transcript has a single exon.
AUGGAGCUCGGGGCCAAAGACAAUAGUGGCCCCCUGCUGUUGACUUCAUCGGCAUUUAUGAAGUGGAUCCAGCAGGAGACGAUAUCGAAGAAAUUCAUAAUGCCAACCUUAGCAGCCUAUGAUGGGACAAGGAAUCCCCGAGAACAUGUGCUAGACUACAAGACUUUUAUGGAGUUACAUACUCACCCCAAUGCUUUAAUGUGUAAAGUUUUUCCAACAACCUUGACAGGACCAGCUCAGGCUUGGUUCAACAGCCUAGAGUCAGGGAGCGUCAGGAACUUUGUAGAUCUAGCCAACAUGUUCAUCAACAGUUUCAUCGCUGGAGUUACCGAAAGAAAGAUGAGCUACCUGGAGACUAUCAGGCAAAGAAGGAAUGAGUCCCUGAGGGAAUACGUGGCUAGAUUCAACGCGGAGGCCCUACAGAUAUCAGAGUUGGAUGAAGCAAGAGCGGUGGAGGCUAUGCAGAAGGGCAUGACUUCCCCCGAGUUUUUUGGGUCUUUAUACCGAAAGCUCCAUACUACCUUGUCAGAGUUGAUAAAGAGAGCAGAGAAAUAUAUAAGGCAAGAUGACGCCUUAAACACUAGCCAGUUCAAUCGGGAUGACAAGGAGAAAGGAAGAGAUGUGGAUGAUAGAAGGCAAGACAGACUAAAGAGAACACAAGAUAGGGGUUUGGAGGCACUGAAUAAGCACCGGUAG